Anthonomus grandis grandis is the source of this 1064-nucleotide messenger RNA. Its product is annotated as venom serine protease 34-like. Gene Ontology annotation, biological process: proteolysis. Lineage: Eukaryota; Metazoa; Arthropoda; Insecta; Coleoptera; Curculionidae. The transcript has 7 exons. The coding region runs from base 86 to 994 and encodes 302 amino acids. The record is from RefSeq and is a predicted model, not a curated record. Gene Ontology annotation, molecular function: serine-type endopeptidase activity.
UUUUUUUGAUAAUAGAUAAACCUUUAUUAUAAGUACCGCUUACCGGCAAAAUGAGCCACUUCAAAGUCAUGCUUGAGCAGUAAGAAUGGGAAACACAAGUGGUAUCGUAGCGUGGGUGUUGCUGCUUUCCAAUUUUCACCUGAAAGUGUCCGGCCGAAGUUUAGUGCAACGAAAUGCGGAAUUUGGAGGUUCGAACGGCACUAAACUGGUGGCGAACUUGCAAGCGAGUUGCGAUUGCGGAUGGAGAAACUCUCAGGCCCUGAAGAUCGUCGGAGGAACAGAAACUGGCACGAACGAAUAUCCCGCAAUGGCGGCACUGUUGAGCCUGCAAGACGACUCGUUCUUUUGCGGAUCACACGUCAUUGCUAGCAGGUACAUCUUGACGGCGGGGCAUUGCUUGCAAAACAAAGAUCCAGAUGAGCUGGUGGUACUGGUGGGUGACCAUAACAUCUCCUCAGGUUCGGACACGAACUAUUCCGCCAUUUACUACGUGAGCGCUUACGAGAUCAAUCCGAGCUACGACUCGGACACUUACUCCUAUGACAUCGCAAUAGUGCAAACGAAGACGGAGAUAUCGUUCAGCACCUACGUCGGUCCCGUGUGCUUACCUUUCAGGUAUUACUCGAACGACUUUGCCCUUGAAUCUGUCACUUUAUUAGGAUGGGGCCAAACCGAGUUCUCAGGUCCAUCCUCGGAUGUUCUUUUAGAGGCGACGUUGCAGGUGCUUUCCAACGAAGACUGCGCCAACGAAACUGGUGACACCAUAUUGGAUUCUGAGUUAUGCACUUAUGCGGAUGGUAAAGACGCAUGCCAACAGGAUUCCGGAGGUCCAGUACUCUGGACAGACUCUACCACCAACAGGAUGCAUUUGGUGGGCAUUAUCUCCCACGGGGUCGCUUGCGCAACUGCUAAUCCCGGAAUAAAUUCUCGAGUCACCUCCUUCUUAACUUGGAUCGUUUCUAGGACAAGUGAUGCUACAUAUUGUUACAUGUAAGAAGAAAGAGGACCUAAUUGUUGAUUAGUGUAUAACAGUGUAACUUAAUAAAGCAUAUGAAGUUUUGAUA